Messenger RNA from Peromyscus leucopus (white-footed mouse), 2957 nucleotides. RefSeq names its product mitochondrial ribosomal protein L19 (gene Mrpl19). Lineage: Eukaryota; Metazoa; Chordata; Mammalia; Rodentia; Cricetidae. Gene Ontology annotation, cellular component: ribosome; mitochondrial large ribosomal subunit. Gene Ontology annotation, molecular function: structural constituent of ribosome. The transcript has 5 exons. Gene Ontology annotation, biological process: translation. The record is from RefSeq and is a predicted model, not a curated record. The coding region runs from base 44 to 922 and encodes 292 amino acids.
CACUGACUUCUGGGAGUUGUAGUCCUGCACUGCUCGUGUAGACAUGGCGGCCUCCAUGGCAGAAGGCUGUAGGGUGUCCCUGAACCUGGCCCGGAGCUUCCGAAUGGCCAGGCCGCGGCUCGCUGCACUCGCGUCUGAUGUCUGCUGUGUCCGCAUGGGCUCCAGCCGGCUUCAGAGCACCGGGCCUUCCGAGCCCGGUGGGUUUAAGCCACCUCCGAAACCUGUCAUGGUGGACCGGCACCGAGCCCCGGACAAACAGAGAAGGUUCCUGAGUCCUGAAUUCAUUCCUCCAAGGGGAAGAACAAAACCUCUGAAAUAUCAGCUAGAAAGAAAAGAUAUGCUGGACAGGAGGAAGGUGCUUGACAUUCCAGAGUUCUAUGUUGGAAGCAUACUGCGGGUCACCACAGCCGACCCAUAUGCCAGUGGGAAAACCAGCCAGUUCCUGGGGAUCUGCAUCCAGCGAUCUGGAAAAGGACUUGGGGCUACUUUCACUCUUAGGAACACGAUUGAAGGACAAGGUGUGGAGAUUUGCUUUGAACUGUAUAAUCCUCGCAUCCACGAGAUCCAAGUGGUGAAGUUAGAGAAGCGGCUGGACGAUAGCCUGCUGUAUUUACGAGACGCCCUCCCUGAGUUCAGCACCUUUGAUGUUAAUAUGAAGCCGGUCCCACAUGAGGCCUGCCAGGAAGUGCCUGUUAACAAGCUGCAAGUGAAAAUGAAGCCAAAGCCGUGGUCCAAACGCUGGGAACGUCCGUACUUCAACAUUAAAGGGAUCAGGUUUGAUCUUGCUUUAACCGAAGAGCAAAUGAAAGAAGCCCAGAAGUGGAGCCAGCCAUGGCUUGAAUUUGAUAUGAUGAGAGAAUAUGACACUUCAAAAAUUGAAGCUGCCUUGUGGGAAGAAAUAGAAGCAUCCAAGAAGUCUUAAUCUUGGGACUGGUGAGAUGGCCCAGCAGGUAAACAUGCUUGCUGCUCAGGCCUGACGAGUUCAACUCUGGAACCCAGGGUGCAAAGGGAGAGAACUGACUCCUGAAAGUUGUCCUUGGCCUUCUACAUGCACACCCUAGCCUGUGUGGACCCCAACUCGGACACAUACAUAAAAUUUUUUUUUUUCUUUUAAGCCCUUGUUCUGAGAAUGCCUUUAAUUGCAGAUAUAUUAGCUCAGCCAUUAAGUUUGCUUUGUAAGAGCACAACUAUUAAAUGAGAUGGUACUCCUCACCUUAUCAUACCUAGCAUAAGGUCUGCACAGCAGUUUAUGGCUCUAAAAAGAAAUCGCCCAACAUUCAUUCCCUAUCUGGAGCCAGUGAAGUCAGCAUCACCAAAAUGAGAUGAAAUGGGAUGUGAGCAAGGGGAGUAAAUUGGGAAAUAAUCAUAAAUACACAACAAUGUGUGUGUGAGUUAAAGUGUAGUAGUAGGGGCUGGGUCAGUAGUUAAGCGCACUUGCUGCUCUUGCAGAGGACCUGAGUCCAUUUCCCAGCACCCAGUUCUGUACACGCGUGUCCAGGGACCAGACGGUGUCAGAUUCCCUGGAACUGGAGUCACAGCUGCUUAUGACCCACCUGACAUGGGUGCUGAGAGCUGAAGUCAAGUCCUCUGGAAGAACAGUGUGUACUCUUCAUCACUAGCUAUUUCUCCGGCCCUAUGCAGUGUUAAAUGUCUUGUUUUGACAUGUUUUGCUGUGAAAGUUUCAAGGAGAAUGUGGCACUCUGAGCUGUCAUCUGGUUUCAUUUUCCCCUCAGUUAUGAGUGGAUUCUGCUCAACAGAAGACACCCCAGGACACCUGGCAGCCCACAGUAUCAGCUGGGUGAUGAGCUGUCCAGCAGGAAGUGGUCAGAGAGCGUAUUUUUUUCACUUUGUGCAUGAAACAAAGUCUUUUGGGGGUCAAAACAGUCCUCUGUGGGGACAGGAGUGUACUUGGUGAUCCAUGCAGCUGAGCAUGGGUUGGGAAGCUGGGAUGUAUAACAGAGUAAAGGCUAUCUAUCCCACCUGUACCAUCCCAAGAGCCAGCCCGGAUCAUGGUGCCUCCAUCAGUGAGUCUCUCAGUGCCCGACCUGCCCCUGGAGCCUUUGCCUCGCUCGGGCUGGUUUUCUGUUGAGCACUUUGUGCCGUCCUUGUUUUCAUUUUUCUGGCUAACUCCUUUAGAUGGAACAUUACUAGCUUCCAGGGAAGAUGUGCCUGUGCACUGACCUCCAUGGCAUACAGGGCAUGCCACUUAUGCUCCUGAGAUCUCUCACUCAUGUGGCCCAUGUACUCUUGAGAGAGACUAUCUGACCUGUACUAUCACUCUGCUUUUGAGUUUCCUUGUUACAGUUGUACUGGUAAUAGUGUUUUAGUGCCAUGCUGGGAAACACAGUCAUUCUGGUUUCUGCUCCCUGUGUAUGACUUGAAAGUGUGUAGUUUUAGUCUUCACAGUAAUGAAAUCAGUGUUGUGCCUUGGUGCAGAUAUGUUUGUAUCCACAUUUUGGGGUGAGCCUUUCAAUACAGUGACUGAUGUUCUGGGAAACUUGGCACUUGUUGCUGAUUUUCUCUCAUCUUGUCUUCCUGGAACCAUUAUUUGGAGUUUAGAUACCCAGUACCUGUUCCUUCUUUAAGUGUAUACAUGUGUGACCGUGUAUCAGACCCUCUGGAUCUGGAGUUCCAGGUGGCUGUGAACUGCAUGGUGUAGGUGCAGGGAACCAAACUCUGCUGAAAUUCUCUGGUCUCUGCCUCUGAGGCACAGGUCUCCUCUGAUUUUCCUGAGUCUCUGAUCUAGAACUGUUCUUUUUGGGUGUUGUGGGUGGGCAGAAAAAUGAGAUGGAACUAAGGCUCAUUCAGAUAUCUAGAUACUAGUCUGGGGAUCCCCCGCUGAGUAACGUGGCCCUAGGUUGUUCACCUGUAUGAUUAUUUCCUGAACCUCUGAGUGUUGAUAUUAAAUUUAUGAGUCAGUAUAAAGAGAAUAAAAACUACUCCAAAUUAGUUUUUAA